Saxophila tyrrhenica is the source of this 999-nucleotide messenger RNA. RefSeq lists its product as uncharacterized. Bases 1 to 999 code for a protein of 332 amino acids. Lineage: Eukaryota; Fungi; Ascomycota; Dothideomycetes; Mycosphaerellales; Extremaceae. The record is from RefSeq and is a predicted model, not a curated record. The transcript has a single exon.
AUGACAAGACGAGAGCAUGAGAAUGGAACGUCCAACGGAGAUGCAGCUCACAGCGAAGAGCUCCAUGUUGUCCAGAUUGCGGAAGACGCCCGACAGUCUGGUGAAGCCAGCCCAGAGGUGAUCGGAGAAGCCCUGACCUACCUCCACCGCGACGGCAUUAUCGUCCUCGAGAAUGCCAUCGAUCCGGCUCAUCUCGAUGCCCUAUAUUCGUUGCUAGGCCCUGAAGCGGAAGAGGUUGCUCGAGACCCCGACCACCAUUUCAACUUCGGCAAGGACACCAAAAAUAUGGACCAGGCGCCCCCUUUAAAUCCAGAUCUCAUGUUCCAGGACAUAUGGGCAAAUCCCAUCGCCUGUUCCAUCCUCCAACACGUGCUUGGACCUCAACUCGUCUGCCACUACGCGAACGGCAACACGGCUCUUGGACCAGCAACAGGGCGUCAGCCCGUCCACAGCGACAUCGACAAGCCGCAUCCCCUGUUUCCGUUCGCUUACAUCCUGAACAUUGCUCUUGACGAUGUUAGUCUGGAGAACGGCGCAACAGAAGUCUGGCUGGGAAGCCAUCGCGAAAGCAACAUCGAUCAACAUACCACGUACGGCAGCAAGGACAGCGAAGCCGGACUGACGAUCAAGCCAGAUCUCCUGGAUGCGAGGAGGAAGCACUCUCCACCAGUCAAUGCCGCUACAAAGAAGGGUAGCAUUGUCAUUCGCGAUAUCAGAUUAUGGCAUGCCGGUGUUCCGAAUCGAACGCCGAAGCCUAGGAUCAUGCUCUCCUUUGUGCUUCAGCCCAAGUGGUUCCAGGCGCCUUCAAAGGUACUGUUGCCAAUGAAGGCGAGGGACCUCGUCAAAGGAUGGCAGGCAGAGACGGGCCUAGGAUUUAACGCCGAAUGGGUGGAUGGUGAUGUUGAUCAUCGAAAGGUGACCUCUGCAGAGGUGGAUUUCGCGACUAACAACAAGAGAAUGCUGGAGCUGGAAGCGCUGAUGCACAUGCCUCCUACUUGA